AUGGCGGCGCCGCUUCCGAAGUGCCUCACGUUCUGGCAGCUCAUCCCGCUAGGAGUGGGGUCGACCAUAGGCGCGGGAGUGUACGUUCUCAUUGGCACAGUGGCGCGGGAGAAGGCCGGACCGGCGCUGCCCCUCUCCUUCCUCAUAGCAGGCGUGGCGGCGGGCUUGGCUGCUCUCUGCUACGCUGAGCUCGCCAGUCGCUGCCCGUCCGCUGGGAGUGCCUAUCACUAUGCGUACACGACUGUUGGGGAAGUGGUGGCAUGGCUCAUCGGCUGGGCGCUCAUUCUAGAGUAUACCGUGGGUGGGGCAGCAGUGGCUCGAGGCAUUUCACCAAAUCUGGCAACGGCGUUCGGAGGGCCAGACAGCCUACCGUUCAUCCUGGCUCGUCUGCCCGUCCCAGGCACAAGUGUGGUCCUGGAUCCGUGUGCUGCCCUCAUGGUGGCUGCGGUGACAGCACUGCUGUCUGCUGGCAUUAAAGAGAGCGCCAAUUUCCAGAUGGGGAUGACAGUAGCGAAUGCGAUAAUACUGCUGUUUGUCGCGGUGGCGGGGGCAUGGAUAGGGUUUACCCAUGGAUGGCCGGGGUACAAGGAGUCUCCAAGCUAUCUACCAUUCGGUGUGUCUGGAUUGCUGGGAGGAGCAGCGAUGGCCUUUUUCUCGUACAUUGGAUUCGAUACGGUUGCAAGCACAGCAGAAGAGGUGAAGCACCCUCAGCGCGACCUGCCUUUGGGGAUAGGCCUGUCCCUUACCUGCUGUGGCGCUCUCUACAUGGUGAUAGCAGCGGUGCUGGUGGGGUUGACUCCGUUUGACCGCAUUGACCCGGACACACCCAUGGCUCAGGCGUUUGAUACCUACCAUUUGGAUUGGGCCAAGUACCUUGUGACAGGGGGUGCGCUCGCAGCUCUCUCCACCACUCUCCUCGGAUCCCUGCUGCCCCAGCCGCGCAUACUCAUGGUCAUGGCUCGCGACGGCCUCCUCCCAGCCUGGUUCAGCCGCAUCGACAAGGCCACGGGCGUUCCGCAGAACGCGACAGCUGUCACCGGGCUAUUGGCCGCCGCCAUGGCGUUUGUGCUUGAUAUCGGGCAGCUGUCAGGCAUGGUCAGUGUGGGCACCCUUCUCGCAUUCACCACUCUUUACCACCCCACAUCCUCCUCCUCCCGCCCCCUACCAGCCUAUACCUUCUCUCCCCCCACUCGACCCCAGUAUAUAACAUCCUCCCUUCCAACUGCCGCCGCAGGGGUGGGUUUUUUUGUCUCUUCCCCGCUCCCGGUCGGCCAAUCCAGUGUGUUCAAGCACAUGGGCUUGCCUGACAGCCUGGGCACAUCUCCGGCCGUUGAAAUCCGAUCCAACGGCCAGCUGCAGUCCGUGUUUUCCCUCACGCCCAACUCGUUUCAAGCACCACUGCUGGCUCGAUUGCUUGAAGAGAGGGCGGAAGAGGGGGAGGGGGAGGAGGGAGGGGAUGAGGAGGAGAGGGAGGACGGAAGAGGGGAGGAGGAGGAGGAGAGUGAGGAAGAGGGAGGGGAUGAGGAAGGGGAGGAGGUGGGAGGGGAAGAGCGAGAAGAGGAGAAGCAGCACCAAACAGCAAACCUUUCCACCGAAUACAAUGCCACAGUACCGAGGGGAAUGGGUGAUGAAGCUGCCGUUGACAUUGCCACUGGGGGCAACACUCCAGGAGCCAGGAAACAGGAUUCUGCUCUCCCCACUGCUGUCACACCUGCUACAAUCACUGCUACAGCCACACCUGCUGUGACAGCCAUCGUUGCCGUCUCCCUGGGUGCCCCUCUGCUUGGCGCUGCUGCUGCUGUGGCUUCGUCUUCCGCUGACCUUUCAGACAGCGCAAGAGGCCAGCUGCCACUACUGCUAAAUUCUCUCCCUUGCCAACUGUCCCAUGUCUCCUCUCCCUCACCCCCUCUCCCUGUCACCUACCCUCCUCCCUGUCACCUACCCUCCUCCCUGUCACCUACCCUCCUCCCUGUCACCUACCCUCCUCCCUGUCACCUACCCUCCUCCCUGUCACCUACCCUCCUCCCUGUCACCUACCCUCCUCCCUGUCACCUACCCUCCUCCCUGUCACCUACCCUCCUCCCUGUCACCUACCCUCCUCCCUGUCACCUACCCUCCUCCCUGUCACCUACCCUCCUCCCUGUCACCUACCCUCCUCCCUGUCACCUACCCUCCUCCCUGUCACCUACCCUCCUCCCUGUCACCUACCCUCCUCCCUGUCACCUACCCUCCUCCCUGUCACCUACCCUCCUCCCUGUCACCUACCCUCCUCCCUGUCACCUACCCUCCUCCCUGUCACCUACCCUCCUCCCUGUCACCUACCCUCCUCCCUGUCACCUACCCUCCUCCCUGUCACCUACCCUCCUCCCUGUCACCUACCCUCCUCCCUGUCACCUACCCUCCUCCCUGUCACCUACCCUCCUCCCUGUCACCUACCCUCCUCCCUGUCACCUACCCUCCUCCCUGUCACCUACCCUCCUCCCUGUCACCUACCCUCCUCCCUGUCACCUACCCUCCUCCCUGUCACCUACCCUCCUCCCUGUCACCUACCCUCCUCCCUGUCACCUACCCUCCUCCCUGUCACCUACCCUCCUCCCUGUCACCUACCCUCCUCCCUGUCACCUACCCUCCUCCCUGUCACCUACCCUCCUCCCUGUCACCUACCCUCCUCCCUGUCACCUACCCUCCUCCCUGUCACCUACCCUCCUCCCUGUCACCUACCCUCCUCCCUGUCACCUACCCUCCUCCCUGUCACCUACCCUCCUCCCUGUCACCUACCCUCCUCCCUGUCACCUACCCUCCUCCCUGUCACCUACCCUCCUCCCUGUCACCUACCCUCCUCCCUGUCACCUACCCUCCUCCCUGUCACCUACCCUCCUCCCUGUCACCUACCCUCCUCCCUGUCACCUACCCUCCUCCCUGUCACCUACCCUCCUCCCUGUCACCUACCCUCCUCCCUGUCACCUACCCUCCUCCCUGUCACCUACCCUCCUCCCUGUCACCUACCCUCCUCCCUGUCACCUACCCUCCUCCCUGUCACCUACCCUCCUCCCUGUCACCUACCCUCCUCCCUGUCACCUACCCUCCUCCCUGUCACCUACCCUCCUCCCUGUCACCUACCCUCCUCCCUGUCACCUACCCUCCUCCCUGUCACCUACCCUCCUCCCUGUCACCUACCCUCCUCCCUGUCACCUACCCUCCUCCCUGUCACCUACCCUCCUCCCUGUCACCUACCCUCCUCCCUGUCACCUACCCUCCUCCCUGUCACCUACCCUCCUCCCUGUCACCUACCCUCCUCCCUGUCACCUACCCUCCUCCUGUCACCUACCCUCCUCCCUGUCACCUACCCUCCUCCCUGUCACCUACCCUCCUCCCUGUCACCUACCCUCCUCCCUGUCACCUACCCUCCUCCCUGUCACCUACCCUCCUCCCUGUCACCUACCCUCCUCCCUGUCACCUACCCUCCUCCCUGUCACCUACCCUCCUCCCUGUCACCUACCCUCCUCCCUGUCACCUACCCUCCUCCCUGUCACCUACCCUCCUCCCUGUCACCUACCCUCCUCCCUGUCACCUACCCUCCUCCCUGUCACCUACCCUCCUCCCUGUCACCUACCCUCCUCCCUGUCACCUACCCUCCUCCCUGUCACCUACCCUCCUCCCUGUCACCUACCCUCCUCCCUGUCACCUACCCUCCUCCCUGUCACCUACCCUCCUCCCUGUCACCUACCCUCCUCCCUGUCACCUACCCUCCUCCCUGUCACCUACCCUCCUCCCUGUCACCUACCCUCCUCCCUGUCACCUACCCUCCUCCCUGUCACCUACCCUCCUCCCUGUCACCUACCCUCCUCCCUGUCACCUACCCUCCUCCCUGUCACCUACCCUCCUCCCUGUCACCUACCCUCCUCCCUGUCACCUACCCUCCUCCCUGUCACCUACCCUCCUCCCUGUCACCUACCCUCCUCCCUGUCACCUACCCUCCUCCCUGUCACCUACCCUCCUCCCUGUCACCUACCCUCCUCCCUGUCACCUACCCUCCUCCCUGUCACCUACCCUCCUCCCUGUCACCUACCCUCCUCCCUGUCACCUACCCUCCUCCCUGUCACCUACCCUCCUCCCUGUCACCUACCCUCCUCCUGUCACCUACCCUCCUCCCUGUCACCUACCCUCCUCCCUGUCACCUACCCUCCUCCCUGUCACCUACCCUCCUCCCUGUCACCUACCCUCCUCCCUGUCACCUACCCUCACCCUCCUCCCUGUCACCUACCCUCCCUCCCUGUCACCUACCCUCCUCCCUGUCACCUACCCUCCUCCCUGUCACCUACCCUCCUCCCUGUCACCUACCCUCCUCCCUGUCACCUACCCUCCUCCCUGUCACCUACCCUCCUCCUGUCACCUACCCUCCUCCCUGUCACCUACCCUCCUCCCUGUCACCUACCCUCCUCCCUGUCACCUACCCUCCUCCCUGUCACCUACCCUCCUCCCUUCCCUGUCACCUACCCUCCUCCCUGUCACCUACCCUCCUCCCUGUCACCUACCCUCCUCCCUGUCACCUACCCUCCUCCCUGUCACCUACCCUCCUCCCUGUCACCUACCCUCCUCCCUGUCACCUACCCUCCUCCCUGUCACCUACCCUCCUCCCUGUCACCUACCCUCCUCCCUGUCACCUACCCUCCUCCCUGUCACCUACCCUCCUCCCUGUCACCUACCCUCCUCCCUGUCACCUACCCUCCUCCCUGUCACCUACCCUCCUCCCUGUCACCUACCCUCCUCCCUGUCACCUACCCUCCUCCCUGUCACCUACCCUCCUCCCUGUCACCUACCCUCCUCCCUGUCACCUACCCUCCUCCCUGUCACCUACCCUCCUCCCUGUCACCUACCCUCCUCCCUGUCACCUACCCUCCUCCCUGUCACCUACCCUCCUCCCUGUCACCUACCCUCCUCCCUGUCACCUACCCUCCUCCCUGUCACCUACCCUCCUCCCUGUCACCUACCCUCCUCCCUGUCACCUACCCUCCUCCCUGUCACCUACCCUCCUCCCUGUCACCUACCCUCCUCCCUGUCACCUACCCUCCUCCCUGUCACCUACCCUCCUCCCUGUCACCUACCCUCCUCCCUGUCACCUACCCUCCUCCCUGUCACCUACCCUCCUCCCUGUCACCUACCCUCCUCCCUGUCACCUACCCUCCUCCCUGUCACCUACCCUCCUCCCUGUCACCUACCCUCCUCCCUGUCACCUACCCUCCUCCCUGUCACCUACCCUCCUCCCUGUCACCUACCCUCCUCCCUGUCACCUACCCUCCUCCCUGUCACCUACCCUCCUCCCUGUCACCUACCCUCCUCCCUGUCACCUACCCUCCUCCCUGUCACCUACCCUCCUCCCUGUCACCUACCCUCCUCCCUGUCACCUACCCUCCUCCCUGUCACCUACCCUCCUCCCUGUCACCUACCCUCCUCCCUGUCACCUACCCUCCUCCCUGUCACCUACCCUCCUCCCUGUCACCUACCCUCCUCCCUGUCACCUACCCUCCUCCCUGUCACCUACCCUCCUCCCUGUCACCUACCCUCCUCCCUGUCACCUACCCUCCUCCCUGUCACCUACCCUCCUCCCUGUCACCUACCCUCCUCCCUGUCACCUACCCUCCUCCCUGUCACCUACCCUCCUCCCUGUCACCUACCCUCCUCCCUGUCACCUACCCUCCUCCCUGUCACCUACCCUCCUCCCUGUCACCUACCCUCCUCCCUGUCACCUACCCUCCUCCCUGUCACCUACCCUCCUCCCUGUCACCUACCCUCCUCCCUGUCACCUACCCUCCUCCCUGUCACCUACCCUCCUCCCUGUCACCUACCCUCCUCCCUGUCACCUACCCUCCUCCCUGUCACCUACCCUCCUCCCUGUCACCUACCCUCCUCCCUGUCACCUACCCUCCUCCCUGUCACCUACCCUCCUCCCUGUCACCUACCCUCCUCCCUGUCACCUACCCUCCUCCCUGUCACCUACCCUCCUCCCUGUCACCUACCCUCCUCCCUGUCACCUACCCUCCUCCCUGUCACCUACCCUCCUCCCUGUCACCUACCCUCCUCCCUGUCACCUACCCUCCUCCCUGUCACCUACCCUCCUCCCUGUCACCUACCCUCCUCCCUGUCACCUACCCUCCUCCCUGUCACCUACCCUCCUCCCUGUCACCUACCCUCCUCCCUGUCACCUACCCUCCUCCCUGUCACCUACCCUCCUCCCUGUCACCUACCCUCCUCCCUGUCACCUACCCUCCUCCCUGUCACCUACCCUCCUCCCUGUCACCUACCCUCCUCCCUGUCACCUACCCUCCUCCCUGUCACCUACCCUCCUCCCUGUCACCUACCCUCCUCCCUGUCACCUACCCUCCUCCCUGUCACCUACCCUCCUCCCUGUCACCUACCCUCCUCCCUGUCACCUACCCUCCUCCCUGUCACCUACCCUCCUCCCUGUCACCUACCCUCCUCCCUGUCACCUACCCUCCUCCCUGUCACCUACCCUCCUCCCUGUCACCUACCCUCCUCCCUGUCACCUACCCUCCUCCCUGUCACCUACCCUCCUCCCUGUCACCUACCCUCCUCCCUGUCACCUACCCUCCUCCCUGUCACCUACCCUCCUCCCUGUCACCUACCCUCCUCCCUGUCACCUACCCUCCUCCCUGUCACCUACCCUCCUCCCUGUCACCUACCCUCCUCCCUGUCACCUACCCUCCUCCCUGUCACCUACCCUCCUCCCUGUCACCUACCCUCCUCCCUGUCACCUACCCUCCUCCCUGUCACCUACCCUCCUCCCUGUCACCUACCCUCCUCCCUGUCACCUACCCUCCUCCCUGUCACCUACCCUCCUCCCUGUCACCUACCCUCCUCCCUGUCACCUACCCUCCUCCCUGUCACCUACCCUCCUCCCUGUCACCUACCCUCCUCCCUGUCACCUACCCUCCUCCCUGUCACCUACCCUCCUCCCUGUCACCUACCCUCCUCCCUGUCACCUACCCUCCUCCCUGUCACCUACCCUCCUCCCUGUCACCUACCCUCCUCCCUGUCACCUACCCUCCUCCCUGUCACCUACCCUCCUCCCUGUCACCUACCCUCCUCCCUGUCACCUACCCUCCUCCCUGUCACCUACCCUCCUCCCUGUCACCUACCCUCCUCCCUGUCACCUACCCUCCUCCCUGUCACCUACCCUCCUCCCUGUCACCUACCCUCCUCCCUGUCACCUACCCUCCUCCCUGUCACCUACCCUCCUCCCUGUCACCUACCCUCCUCCCUGUCACCUACCCUCCUCCCUGUCACCUACCCUCCUCCCUGUCACCUACCCUCCUCCCUGUCACCUACCCUCCUCCCUGUCACCUACCCUCCUCCCUGUCACCUACCCUCCUCCCUGUCACCUACCCUCCUCCCUGUCACCUACCCUCCUCCCUGUCACCUACCCUCCUCCCUGUCACCUACCCUCCUCCCUGUCACCUACCCUCCUCCCUGUCACCUACCCUCCUCCCUGUCACCUACCCUCCUCCCUGUCACCUACCCUCCUCCCUGUCACCUACCCUCCUCCCUGUCACCUACCCUCCUCCCUGUCACCUACCCUCCUCCCUGUCACCUACCCUCCUCCCUGUCACCUACCCUCCUCCCUGUCACCUACCCUCCUCCCUGUCACCUACCCUCCUCCCUGUCACCUACCCUCCUCCCUGUCACCUACCCUCCUCCCUGUCACCUACCCUCCUCCCUGUCACCUACCCUCCUCCCUGUCACCUACCCUCCUCCCUGUCACCUACCCUCCUCCCUGUCACCUACCCUCCUCCCUGUCACCUACCCUCCUCCCUGUCACCUACCCUCCUCCCUGUCACCUACCCUCCUCCCUGUCACCUACCCUCCUCCCUGUCACCUACCCUCCUCCCUGUCACCUACCCUCCUCCCUGUCACCUACCCUCCUCCCUGUCACCUACCCUCCUCCCUGUCACCUACCCUCCUCCCUGUCACCUACCCUCCUCCCUGUCACCUACCCUCCUCCCUGUCACCUACCCUCCUCCCUGUCACCUACCCUCCUCCCUGUCACCUACCCUCCUCCCUGUCACCUACCCUCCUCCCUGUCACCUACCCUCCUCCCUGUCACCUACCCUCCUCCCUGUCACCUACCCUCCUCCCUGUCACCUACCCUCCUCCCUGUCACCUACCCUCCUCCCUGUCACCUACCCUCCUCCCUGUCACCUACCCUCCUCCCUGUCACCUACCCUCCUCCCUGUCACCUACCCUCCUCCCUGUCACCUACCCUCCUCCCUGUCACCUACCCUCCUCCCUGUCACCUACCCUCCUCCCUGUCACCUACCCUCCUCCCUGUCACCUACCCUCCUCCCUGUCACCUACCCUCCUCCCUGUCACCUACCCUCCUCCCUGUCACCUACCCUCCUCCCUGUCACCUACCCUCCUCCCUGUCACCUACCCUCCUCCCUGUCACCUACCCUCCUCCCUGUCACCUACCCUCCUCCCUGUCACCUACCCUCCUCCCUGUCACCUACCCUCCUCCCUGUCACCUACCCUCCUCCCUGUCACCUACCCUCCUCCCUGUCACCUACCCUCCUCCCUGUCACCUACCCUCCUCCCUGUCACCUACCCUCCUCCCUGUCACCUACCCUCCUCCCUGUCACCUACCCUCCUCCCUGUCACCUACCCUCCUCCCUGUCACCUACCCUCCUCCCUGUCACCUACCCUCCUCCCUGUCACCUACCCUCCUCCCUGUCACCUACCCUCCUCCCUGUCACCUACCCUCCUCCCUGUCACCUACCCUCCUCCCUGUCACCUACCCUCCUCCCUGUCACCUACCCUCCUCCCUGUCACCUACCCUCCUCCCUGUCACCUACCCUCCUCCCUGUCACCUACCCUCCUCCCUGUCACCUACCCUCCUCCCUGUCACCUACCCUCCUCCCUGUCACCUACCCUCCUCCCUGUCACCUACCCUCCUCCCUGUCACCUACCCUCCUCCCUGUCACCUACCCUCCUCCCUGUCACCUACCCUCCUCCCUGUCACCUACCCUCCUCCCUGUCACCUACCCUCCUCCCUGUCACCUACCCUCCUCCCUGUCACCUACCCUCCUCCCUGUCACCUACCCUCCUCCCUGUCACCUACCCUCCUCCCUGUCACCUACCCUCCUCCCUGUCACCUACCCUCCUCCCUGUCACCUACCCUCCUCCCUGUCACCUACCCUCCUCCCUGUCACCUACCCUCCUCCCUGUCACCUACCCUCCUCCCUGUCACCUACCCUCCUCCCUGUCACCUACCCUCCUCCCUGUCACCUACCCUCCUCCCUGUCACCUACCCUCCUCCCUGUCACCUACCCUCCUCCCUGUCACCUACCCUCCUCCCUGUCACCUACCCUCCUCCCUGUCACCUACCCUCCUCCCUGUCACCUACCCUCCUCCCUGUCACCUACCCUCCUCCCUGUCACCUACCCUCCUCCCUGUCACCUACCCUCCUCCCUGUCACCUACCCUCCUCCCUGUCACCUACCCUCCUCCCUGUCACCUACCCUCCUCCCUGUCACCUACCCUCCUCCCUGUCACCUACCCUCCUCCCUGUCACCUACCCUCCUCCCUGUCACCUACCCUCCUCCCUGUCACCUACCCUCCUCCCUGUCACCUACCCUCCUCCCUGUCACCUACCCUCCUCCCUGUCACCUACCCUCCUCCCUGUCACCUACCCUCCUCCCUGUCACCUACCCUCCUCCCUGUCACCUACCCUCCUCCCUGUCACCUACCCUCCUCCCUGUCACCUACCCUCCUCCCUGUCACCUACCCUCCUCCCUGUCACCUACCCUCUCUCCUGUCCCCCAUCCUCUCCUCUCUCUUCUUUCUUCUGUUCCUUCUCCCGUCCCCCUCCCACCAGUUGGCUUCCUCUCCUACUAUUCUGUCUGGGCGGUGCACUGUUCCUCGGGGGGGCAGCAACUUUUGGAUGUAUCAAUGA
Messenger RNA from Closterium sp. Naga37s-1, 9966 nucleotides. The record is from the annotation of a GenBank genome assembly. Lineage: Eukaryota; Viridiplantae; Streptophyta; Zygnematophyceae; Desmidiales; Closteriaceae.